AAAAUGAAUAUUGUUUGCAGGUUGGAUGAAUUGAACGCAGGCAAGCCACAAUGUCCUGUUAAUUUGAACACACUGAUAAUUCCUCGUCGGAAAUCUGCGAAAACAUGCAGUUCAUCCAGGCAACCAUAUGUAUAUUUGGGUUGUGGUCAUGUGCAAGGUAAACACACGUGGGGUUUGAAUAAUAUCAGUACGAAUUGUCCAUCGUAUAAAUGCCCGAUCUGUUUGGUAGAUUCAUCGAAGGUGAUUCAAUUAGUGAUGGGAAUGGAAUCGGCGUUUCAUUUGGAUUCCGGCGAAUUGGACUAUGCGUUCAAUCCGUGUGGCCAUGUUUGCUCGUUAGCUACUGUUAGGUGCGAUACUUUCUUGUUCAGUUGA
Anisakis simplex (herring worm) is the source of this 372-nucleotide messenger RNA. The record is from the annotation of a GenBank genome assembly. NCBI's taxonomy places the organism in Eukaryota, Metazoa, Nematoda, Chromadorea, Rhabditida, Anisakidae.